Messenger RNA from Orbilia oligospora ATCC 24927, 1008 nucleotides. RefSeq lists its product as uncharacterized. Lineage: Eukaryota; Fungi; Ascomycota; Orbiliomycetes; Orbiliales; Orbiliaceae. Gene Ontology annotation, molecular function: chromatin binding. Bases 1 to 1008 code for a protein of 335 amino acids. The record is from RefSeq and is a predicted model, not a curated record. The transcript is spliced from 2 exons.
AUGGCUCUAAAACGAAAGAGGUCAAACUCCGCACCCAGGCUGCUAGAACCCAACGAGGAUACCUGGAGCACCAGCAGCACUAGUAGCAAUCGUCAAUUCGAACUAGCAGCCACCGAGUUCACUGUCAAAAUCGAUGUUCCAAAGCAACCAAGGAACAGAAAGAAGCCGAAAGCCAAAUUUGAAGUUGAUAUCAUCAGCAAGCUAAUAAUCCAGCCCUCAAAAUGGCACAGAAUGAGAAGUUACAGCAGUUUCAUCAACAGCGAAAUAACUUUCAAGCGUGGUGACAUCGUGGAAGUUAAACGCCCUGGGAACGAUGGUGUUCCUGGAGAGCGAAGGGAGUGGAUCGCUAAGGUUCUCGAUGUCAGGGCGGACGACCCUUCCCACGUUUACGUGCGAAUCGCGUGGUUUUAUUGGCCAGAAGAUCUCCCUAUGGGUCGGAUGGAAUACCAUGGUCGCAACGAGGUCAUCGAAAGCAACCAUCCUGAUAUCAUCGAUGCCAUGACCGUUAACGGUAAAGCUGACAUCAAGGAAUGGGACGAGGAGGACGAAGAUGCUUCCAUUGAGGGAUACUACUACCGCCAACAAUUUGAUUAUUUGAGCGGCCAAUUGACUACUCCCAGACAAUUUUGCAUUUGUAAACGAUAUUACAAUCCAGACACCAAGAUUGUAAACUGUUCCGAAUGUCAAAUCUGGAUGCACGAAGAGUGUAUCAUCAAGGACGCUAUCAGGCGCCACAAAAAGUCCAGCCUCACUGCCAAAAUCAGCGACGACUUGAAAUCCGACCCAAAUCCGACCCCCCUGGAGAAGGGAGCCAACAAAAGCCGUGAUAAAACCAAAAAAUCGACAUCUAAGCCUGACCAGGGCAUCGCAGCUGUCUUGUUCGAGGGAAAAAUUCGCAUCAGGGAAGUCACCAAAAAAGGCGACAACGAUUCUGAUUCAGGAUUGGAUUCCGACACAAUUAUCGACGAAGAUAUUCACUGCUUGCAAUGCGGCGAAGUCGUCUCUUGA